AUGCACAGAACAUACUCUUUGAGAAACCAGAAGGCGCCUACUGCGUCAGACCUCCAGUCACCCCCUCCCCCACCCUCUUCCACACGUUCCAAGUUCUUUGGGCGUGCCGGGAUUGCUUCCUCGUUCCGCAAGAAUGCAGCGGGAAACUUUGGCCCCGAGUUGGCACGGAAGCUGUCUUCGUUCGUGAAGACGGAAAAGGGGGUGCUACGUGCGCUGGAAGUGGUGGCCAAUGAGCGGCGCGCCGCUGCGCGGCAGCUGUCGAUGUGGGGCAUGGACAACGACGACGAUGUGUCCGACGUGACCGACAAACUGGGCGUGCUCAUCUACGAACUGGGGGAACUACAGGACCAGUUCAUCGACAAGUACGACCAGUACCGGGUGACGGUCAAGUCGAUCAGGAACAUCGAGGCUUCCGUGCAACCUUCGCGCGACCGCAAGCAGAAGAUCACCGACCAGAUUGCCCACUUGAAGUACAAGGAGCCACAGUCGCCCAAGAUCCCAGUGUUGGAGCAGGAGCUUGUGCGCGCGGAGGCAGAAUCGCUUGUUGCAGAGGCACAGUUGUCGAACAUCACAAGAGAAAAGUUGAAGGCUGCGUUCAACUACCAAUUCGAUGCGAUCAGGGAGCUUUCCGAGAAGUUCGCGUUGAUUGCAGGGUAUGGUAAGGCCUUGUUGGAGCUAUUGGACGAUUCUCCUGUCACGCCGGGCGAGACGAGACCAGCGUAUGACGGCUACGAGGCGUCUAGACAGAUUAUAAUGGAUGCGGAGCAGGCUUUGGAAGAGUGGACCCUGGAUGCUGCCGCCGUGAAGCCCAACUUGUCAUUCCACCAAACAGUCGAUGACGUCUAUGAUGGCGAAGACGGCGGUGAAGAACAUGACUGGGAGGGAACUCAGGACGAGACCGAGCAGGCCACCAAGUAA
Messenger RNA from Eremothecium gossypii ATCC 10895, 918 nucleotides. It is a transcript of the gene LSP1, whose product is annotated as lipid-binding protein LSP1. The coding region runs from base 1 to 918 and encodes 305 amino acids. Gene Ontology annotation, biological process: negative regulation of protein kinase activity; eisosome assembly; endocytosis. NCBI's taxonomy places the organism in Eukaryota, Fungi, Ascomycota, Saccharomycetes, Saccharomycetales, Saccharomycetaceae. Gene Ontology annotation, molecular function: lipid binding. Gene Ontology annotation, cellular component: eisosome filament; plasma membrane. The transcript has a single exon. The record is from RefSeq and is marked provisional.